Messenger RNA from Sitodiplosis mosellana (orange wheat blossom midge), 3325 nucleotides. Its product is annotated as leucine-rich repeat transmembrane neuronal protein 3-like. NCBI's taxonomy places the organism in Eukaryota, Metazoa, Arthropoda, Insecta, Diptera, Cecidomyiidae. Gene Ontology annotation, molecular function: protein binding. The record is from RefSeq and is a predicted model, not a curated record. Bases 1570 to 3228 code for a protein of 552 amino acids. The transcript has a single exon.
UCAGAGUCUCAACUGGAGACAACUGAAGUCCCCGAGAAUUCAGAUGGUAGCAAACGUCACUUGAUCUCGGAAAGGAUAUUAUUUUCCCUCGUUGUUGCGUCUGAAAACCACAGACGAUGGUGAAUCAGUGUUGCGUGAAACAGUUGACACAGUAAAAUAAAACCGAUAGAAUAUUCGUUCGCAUUUCGUCAGCUGUGAAAAUAAUUUCAACAGAAAACAUUCAAUGCAGACUGAUAGAUAUUUUAAUUGAACGUUUUUGGUGAAUUGGAUACAUUUAUUUUUCGUAUUUCAAUGUUGGUGAAAUGUUGGAAUUAAAUGUUAAUCCACUUUUAAGCUGAAAAAAAUCCCAAAUUAUUAAUAUGAAAACCCUUUCGAUUAUCAAAAGUAGAGAUUUGGUCAUAUUGAACUAUAUUCCUCGAACUGUGAAAAAAGACAAAUGACUUUUUUCGAAUUCACGGGAAUUCUUCUGUUUUUUAAUCUUUCUAUUAUGCACAUGCACACAAACACAGAAUAUAAUUGUCCUUCAACAUUUCAAAUUGAUGAUUGCGGAAAUUUGUUGCUUUCUGUUCAACCUUAUGAAAAGUUGUGUAAUUUUUUGUUGGCUAUGCCACCAUAGAUUCAAAAUAUUUGUUAUAGUAUAGAGUAGCUCCAAGAUAACACACAUAAAUAUUAUUCAAAAUAUUUUAAAAUUAGAUUUCAAUUACUGAAGAAGAUGAUGAAAUCGCACCGUUAAUCUCGAAAUCGAAAACAUGGUCUCAAAGUGAAUUGUAAAUUUUCUAAUAACUGUUGCAUGGACAAGCAAUAAAUUUUCUAUUUGUUCUUUGGUAAAGUUAUACGCUUCUUUCUUCGUAAAUUAGCCGUAGCUAUGGUAAUGUGCAAGGAAACACCGUCCGAACAAAGCGAAGGUGUAUUUUUGCAUUACUUCAAUUUUUUGCAAAUAUUUCAGUGAAAUCACUUAAUUGUUGAGUUUCUUUUCCGUAUGUUAUGAUGAACUAGCUGAUUUUAUAUUCAAGUGACGUAAAUUCAGUAAAUAAAAUCCCCGAUAAUGUUGGUAGAAAUCGUUAAGACCAAAGAGUUUGCUUUCAGACAAAUGAACAUUUUCUCGCAUGUGAUUCCUACUGUUGUGAAACCGCAAAAUGUUUCCAUGAUCCAGAACCUGCCCACGGCUCUUAAUUAAAAUUGUCCUCUUUUUUCAAAUUUCUACCUCCGAACACGUCCGUUUCAUAAAAUGCUGUAAUGUUGUAUUCUUCUUAUCAAUAUUGACAUUAUUAAUUUGAUAACAAUAAAAAGGAACAAUAUACAAACUCCAAAAGUUUAUGAACUUAAGAAAUAGUAACGUUAGCUGCAGCUCAUUUGAAUGUUUUGCAAGCAAAAAUUAACUGAUAUCAUUACUUGAUGCUUUGUUGGUGGUGCUAAAUAGCACUACAGAUGCUAUCAAUCAUUUGUACAGGAUGUGGGCAGUGCCCACUGGGCAGCACAUUCAAUUGAUAUAUUCCAAUGCCAUGACUAUUUACUAUUUUCUAGAACUUGAAGCAAAUCGCAUCGUUAGUAUUACUUGAACAUUUGAAGAUGAUGUGUUUGAAAUAUAGAUUUCUGUUUCUCUACUUACUGCAAAUUUGUAGUGUUUUCGCGAAUGAAAAUAUUCAAAUAGAAUGUGAUUCUAUUUCGAACACAGACUUUGGCCGUCGAUUCUGUUUCAUUCGACAUAUGAAUAAUAGAACUUUCCAUAAGGUCACAUUCAAACCAAAUCCGAUUGCUGAUGAAAAACGCGAGCUGAUUUUCGAUAAUUGCACAAUUGACGCAUUACCCUUGGGAUUUUUUGAAUACUUUCCAAACAUUAGGACCGUCUACGCGUGGAACAUUAAACUUCAGAACGUGAGCAAAGAGGCGUUUCGAAAUGGCAACGCGCUUGCAGUUUUGGAUUUGUCGAAAAAUCACAUUGGAACACUUGUUGAGCAUGCAUUCAGUUUAGCAAAACAAUUAAUAGAAUUGCAUUUGUCAAAGAACCUGAUCCAAUCAAUUCACGUUAAUGCAUUCUCGGGACUUGGACAGUUGAACAUUUUGAAUCUGGACCAUAAUAGACUCCAAUUAAUACCGGCAAAUUGUUUUGACUCGUUAACUCAAUUGAAAACGAUUCGUUUAAGUCACAAUUCAAUUAAAAUGAUUCCAGUAGAAUUGUUUGGACAAAACGUACGCCUACAGGAUAUUCACUUGAAUGACAAUGCCAUUGAAUGGAUGUUCGGUGAACUAACGUUUCGACAUUUAUCAUAUGUUAACAAAUUUGAUUUGCACAACAACCCAAAUGCAAAUCCAGGAUGCUGUGUCAUUAACGCUGAAUCGAUUGACAUUCGAAACACGAAUUCGAAGGGGUGCUAUAUCGGUUCACGUACUAAACAAGUUUUGGCCAACAAUAAUGGAAUAACGUUUAUUGAUAGCAAUGAUGCAACGCUGGCAAAUUUGGAGCAUAUCGAACUCGCAAACAAUCGGUUGGAAAAAAUGCAAAAUUUAACACGAUUCAACAAAAUGACCUAUCUCGAUUUAAUGAACAACUCAAUAAACGACAUUGAUCUUACGUCGUUCGCCAAUAUGCAUCGAUUGGAAGUGUUGAAUUUGCGAAAUAGUGGACUUUCUAAAAUUCAAUUUGGCAUGUUUUCACAUAAAUCCAAGUUGAAAUUGCUUGAUAUUUCAUACAAUUGGUUGCGUAAUAUAAAUUUUCAAAUGUUCGUAUCGAUGAAAAGCCUUAGAAAACUUCAUCUGGAUGGCAAUAAUCUCAAUAAAAUAGACGCAGCAGAAAUUCGGAAAACUCUUCCAUCUCUUUCAAAAAUUAGUAUAUCGGAAAAUGAUUGGUCCUGCCACAACUUAGCAUCGAUUAUAAAAUAUCUUGAAAGCAAUGGCAUUGAACUGGAUUCAGUUGAUUUGACGAAAGAUACAGAGAAUAUAAAAGGUGUUCCGUGUACCACAGAUAUCGAUAACAGCACUAACAGUGAGGUCAUUCCAAAAGGAAACGGAAUUGGAGUGACCAGCAACGAACCAGAUGAGAAGAACUAUGCUACAUCCACGCCCACGUCAACUGAUAUGGGUGAUAAAAAAUAUUGCGAUCGUAGCUUAGAUGCAUUUCAUAUGUAUUUAACUCAACGCCUACUCGAAUUAAAAUAUGACAUUCAGAAUUCAAUCCAAAGUGUCACUGAGGCUGCCAAAAAACUCGAAUAUCUUCUAAAUUUAUCAUAAAUCUAUAAUAGUAAAUUUGCUUAACAUUUGACUAACUAUUAUUCCUGACCAUUUCUGUAUGUAUAAAUCGGAAAUAAAUAACUUACAUCCCAAACUA